GCCGGCCGGCGGGCGCUGGGCCUUUAAGGGCUGCGCGGCGGCGCCCGGCGAGAGGGGACUGCGCGGUGCCGUUCCGCCCCCUUCCCCCGCCUGUUUUAGGCACGGAUGGGCGACAUCUCUGUUGAGCCGCAGCCAGCAGCGCAGGAGAGCCUCCCGGCGGCCGCCCGCCCGGCGCGGCAGCGGCGCUGCCCUGGGGGAGCGCGGGCGGCGCUGCCAUCGCUGCCGGCGCUGCCAUCGCUGCCGGCGGCCGCGGCGCGGCGAGGAUGGAGCUGGGCAGCGCCGCGAGGAGAGCGGGAGCUGCCCCGGCGCCCCUGGGCGCCUGGAGACCUUUCCCCUCUCCUUGCUGCUGCUGCUUCUCCGCGCUCCUCGACGUGAACAGCUGGCUGCUCUUCUACGGCUUCUUGUACCUGGCCCUCUACGCCCAGGUGUCCCAGUCCAAGUCCUGCGACAAAAUCUCCUGCUUCUCGGGUCAUUGUGUCAACUCCACCUGCGUCUGCGACCAGGGCUGGGUGGGAGACCAGUGCCAGCACUGCCAGGGCAGGUUCAAGUUAACAGAACCUUCUGGAUAUUUAACAGAUGGACCAAUAAAUUAUAAAUACAAAACUAAAUGUACAUGGUUAAUUGAAGGAUAUCCUAAUUCAAUACUAAGAUUAAGAUUUAAUCACUUUGCUACAGAAUGUAGUUGGGACCAUAUGUAUGUAUAUGAUGGAGAUUCAAUAUAUGCACCUUUAAUAGCUGUAUUUAGCGGUCUAAUAGUCCCUGAAGUGCGUGGAAAUGAAACUGUUCCUGAAGUAGUUACUACAUCUGGCUAUGCAUUGCUACACUUUUUUAGUGAUGCUGCUUAUAACUUAACUGGAUUUAACAUUUUUUACUCAAUUAAUUCUUGUCCUAAUAACUGCUCGGAACAUGGGAAGUGUACAACCAGUGUGUCUGUUCCAAGCCGGGUAUACUGUGAGUGUGACAAAUAUUGGAAGGGAGAAGCCUGUGAUAUUCCGUAUUGUAAAGCCAACUGUGGUAGUCCAGAUCAUGGAUACUGUGAUUUGACAGGCGAGAAGCUGUGUGUUUGCAAUGAUAGCUGGCAAGGUCCGGAUUGUUCUUUGAAUGUCCCUUCCACGGAGUCUUACUGGAUUCUACCAAACGUAAAGCCGUUCAGCCCUUCUGUGGGCCGGGCUUCCCAUAAGGCAGUUCUCCAUGGAAAAUUUAUGUGGGUGAUUGGUGGAUACACUUUUAACUACAGUUCGUUCCAAAUGGUGUUAAACUACAAUUUGGAAAGCAGUAUAUGGAAUGUAGUACCUGUAUCCAAAGGGCCACUCCAGAGAUAUGGACACACUCUUGCUUUAUAUCAGGAAGACAUCUACAUGUAUGGAGGCAAAAUUGAAACAAAUAAUGGGAAUGUUACUGAUGAGUUGUGGAUUUUCAACAUACACAGUCAAACAUGGAGUACCAGAACUCCUGCAGUACUUGUACAUGGCCAGCAAUAUGCCGUGGAGGGUCAUUCAGCACACAUAGUAGAGCUGGAUAGCAGAGAUGUUGUUAUGAUCAUCAUUUUUGGAUACUCUGCCAUAUAUGGUUAUACAAGCAUUGUGCAAGAAUACUACAUCAGGUCUAAUUCUUGGCUUGUGCCAGAAACAAAAGGAGCAAUUGUGCAAGGUGGAUAUGGUCAUACUAGUGUCUAUGACGAACUGACAAAAUCUGUUUAUGUCCAUGGUGGAUACAAAGCACUACCUGGCAAUAAAUAUGGAUUGGUGGAUGAUCUUUACAGAUAUGAAGUUAAUACUAGGACAUGGACUAUUUUGAAAGAGAGUGGUUUUGCAAGGUAUCUUCAUUCAGCUGUCUUAAUCAAUGGAGCUAUGCUCAUUUUUGGUGGAAACACUCAUAAUGAUACUUCCCUGAGUAAUGGUGCAAAGUGUUUUUCUGCUGACUUUCUUGCAUAUGAUAUAGCAUGCGAUGAAUGGAAGAUUUUACCAAAACCUAAUCUGCAUCGAGAUGUCAACAGAUUUGGCCACACUGCUGUUGUCAGUAAUGGGUCCAUGUACAUAUUUGGGGGGUUUUCAAGUGUUCUUUUGAAUGACAUCCUUGUGUACAAGCCUCCAAACUGCGAAGCGUUCAGAGAUGAAGAACUAUGUAAAAAUGCUCGUCCAGGGAUAAGAUGUCUGUGGAACAAGAAACACUGUGAAUCCUGGGAAUCUGGACAUGCUAAUAACAUCCUCAGAGCAAAGUGUCCUAAAAAGGCAGCUGCUGCAGAUGACAGAUGCUAUAGAUAUGCAGACUGUGCAAGCUGUACUGCUAAUACAAAUGGAUGCCAGUGGUGUGAUGACAAGAAGUGCAUUUCAGCAAAUAGUAACUGUAGCGUGUCGGUAAAAAACUACACCAAAUGUCAUGUGAGAAAUGAACAGAUCUGCAAUAAACUGACCAGCUGUAAAAGCUGCUCACUACACCUGAACUGCCAGUGGGACCAGCGGCAGCAAGAGUGCCAGGCGUUACCUGCUCAUCUGUGUGGGGAAGGAUGGAGUCAUAUUGGAGAUGCCUGCCUCCGCAUAAAUUCUAGUCGUGAAAGCUAUGACAAUGCCAAACUAUAUUGCUACAAUUUAAGUGGGAAUCUUGCCUCAUUAACAACCUCAAAAGAAGUGGAAUUUGUUCUGGAUGAAAUACAGAAGUAUACACUUCAGAAAAUUUCACCUUGGGUAGGUUUACGCAAGAUCAACAUCUCAUACUGGGGAUGGGAUGACAUGUCUCCUUUUACAAAUACAACUCUGCAGUGGCUUCCUGGAGAGCCAAAUGACUCUGGCUUCUGUGCAUACCUGGAAAGGGCAGAGGUGGCAGGUCUGAAAGCGAAUCCAUGUACUGCAAUGGCAGAUGGUCUUGUCUGUGAAAAACCUGUUGUUAGUCCCAAUCAGAAUGCUAGACCCUGCAAAAAGCCCUGCUCUCUGCGAACAACGUGUUCUAACUGCACAAGUAAUGGUAUGGAGUGUAUGUGGUGCAGCAGUACAAAGCGAUGUGUUGACUCAAACGCCUAUAUAAUCUCCUUCCCAUAUGGACAGUGUCUGGAAUGGCAAACAGCCACAUGCUCCCCUCAAAACUGCUCUGGACUGAGGACCUGUGGACAAUGUUUGGAACAGCCUGGAUGUGGAUGGUGUAACGAUCCCAGUAAUACCGGGAAAGGACAAUGCUUGGAAGGAUCAUCAAGAGGACCAAUGAAGCCUGUUGGCAUGCACUCCGGUGAAAUGGUGCUUGAUGCUAGUCUUUGUCCAAAAGAGAAAAACUAUGAGUGGUCUUUUAUCCAGUGUCCAGCUUGCCAGUGUAAUGGCCACAGCACCUGCAUCAACAGUAAUGUUUGUGAUCAGUGUAAAAACUUAACAACAGGAAAACAAUGUGAAACCUGCAUGCCAGGAUACUAUGGGGAUCCCACAAAUGGAGGGCAGUGUACAGCUUGCACGUGCAGUGGUCAUGCAAAUAUUUGUCACAUGCAAACAGGAAAAUGUUUCUGUACAACUAAAGGAAUCAAAGGAGACCAAUGUCAACUCUGUGACUCUGAAAAUAGGUAUCUUGGAAAUCCACUUAGGGGAACAUGUUACUACAGCCUUUUGAUUGAUUACCAGUUUACCUUCAGCUUAUUACAAGAGGAUGAUCGCCAUCACACUGCUAUAAACUUUAUAGCAAAUCCAGAACAGUCAAAUAAAAAUUUGGAUAUAUCAAUUAAUGCAUCAAACAACUUUAACCUCAAUAUUACAUGGUCUAUUGGUUCUACAGCUGGAACAAUAUCUGGAGAAGAGAUUCCUGUUGUUUCUAAGACUAAUAUUAAGGAAUACAGAGAUAGCUUUUCCUGUGAAAAAUUUAACUUUCGGAGCAACCCGAACAUCACUUUCUAUGUCUAUGUCAGCAAUUUUUCCUGGCCAAUUAAAAUACAGAUUGCCUUCUCACAGCACAAUACUAUCAUGGAUCUCGUGCAGUUCUUUGUCACCUUCUUCAGUUGUUUCUUAUCCUUACUGCUGGUAGCUGCUGUCGUUUGGAAAAUCAAACAAACCUGUUGGGCUUCUCGACGGAGAGAGCAACUUAUGCGAGAGCGACAGCAGAUGGCCAGCCGCCCCUUUGCUUCUGUCGAUGUAGCACUGGAAGUAGGAGCUGAGCAAACAGACUUUCUACGAGGGCCAUUAGAGGGUGCUCCUAAACCAAUUGCCAUUGAGCCAUGUUCAGGAAACAAAGCAGCAGUGCUCACAGUAUUUUUAUGUCUGCCAAGAGGAUCAUCAGGAGUCCCACCCCCGGGUCAGUCAGGUCUUGCAAUUGCAAGUGCACUGAUAGACAUUUCACAACAGAAGCCUGUGGACUGUAAAGAUAAGAGUUCAGGAGUCAGAAAUCGAAAACAUCACCUUUCAACACGUCAAGGAACUUGUGUCUGAGAUCAAAAAACUGCAGUUGUAUAUUCUGUAAUGUUUUCUUUUUAAAUGGCUUCCAUUGAAAGCUAUACUACAGCCUCAGUUUUUAUGGAGGCAAACCUAUGAAUUGAUGUUUGAGGUAAUGUGCUCCGUUAUAGUCUCACUAGCAGCCUACUAUACCCCAGAGCAGAACAAACUUAUGGUAGGUAUGAGUAUAUUUAAUGAGCUUUAAUAAAAACAGUGGAUUCUGAUAUCAGCAAAAUAUGAAAUGAAAUACCUAGUAUGCUUAAUCCUGAACAUAUCAGAGCAGGGAAAAUCCUUGAAUACAACUAGGAAAAACUGUACAUUGUUUUGUAAUGUAGAAGGAAAUUGUAUAACUGAAAAUUAAGCAAAUUCCAGAAAACUAAAGGACAUUUUUGUACAGCUUAAUGUAAUAAUGAGAAUUGUACAGUUCUUUCCUUGUAAUCAACAUUAAGAUGUCUUUCCAGUAAGCAGGAACUAAAGAGGAUUGUUUGGAUUUAGGUGUUCUUUUAUCAUUGCCUCAAAUAGGUAGGCAGCUUUUGAAUUUAGUAGGUAGGUACCGCCGAGAACACCACAUAUAAUAUUUAAAUGAUCAUUUCAUAUACAAGCUUAAUUUGAGCAUUUCAUGUUCUUUUUUAUGUUCAAAAGGCUCAGAAAUAUAAUCUGGGCUACAGAGAAUGAUGGGUGGUCUUUCAUGUUUCUAUUCAUAAGAUUUUUUUUUUAAAUUCUGAAUGAGAUAUUUUAGAAAGAGUGCAUGUCAGUCUUCUAUGCCAGCUAACUCAUCAUCAGAAUUGAUUGAGCAUGGAAAAGCCUCUUCGGGAAUCAAGUUUGCUGUUUUUUUCCAAAGCCAUCUCCAAGACUGCAAGUCUAAGGAGAGUUUAACUUACUGUUACACAACAGUAAUAUACCUGCUCCCACUUCAGUUUUGCAAUUUUCUGAUAUCUGUAAAUUGUCCUGACCUCCAAGUAGAAGAAAGGAAUCCCAAUCAGCACUUUGACCCUUGUUUGAAAAUAAGGUAUGAUUUUCUGAUGAUGUUUUUCUCCCCGCUGCAGAAUUUCAUCUAAUCCUCACUUUCACGUCAGUUAAAGAAUUAUCCUGCAUAUCAAAAAUGAAAUAAAUAAUUAUUAAAAAUCCAAGUUGCUUCCAACAGUGGUUCUCUGAUCUGACAGCCAUUAUGGGACCUCACACAACCAGUACUCAGCAACAAAAUGCGGAUGAAAUAGUUUCCUUUCUAUUGGACAUUAGUCUCACAAGCUUUUGGGGGCUUGCUCACAACAAUAGAAAAUCUAGCCAACAGCUUUAAUGGCCCUCAGUCUUUUUAUUUACUCACAAUUCAUGAAGAUAUGAAAAAUCAAGAGAAUUCUAAGGGGUAGCAGACAUGUCAUAUUCUGAUUUAUGCAUUAUACAUUGACAGCAGUAUAAUAUGAAACCAGUAGUUUUAUAAGAUCUUGUUGAAAGUGUAGUUUCUCAGCUCCAAAUUUGCCACUAUACUAGUGCAGGAGGGUGAUACAGAGGUGUAAAUGCCUUGUGUAAUGACAGACUUUUGGUAAAUAUGACAGAUAUAAAAAGAUAAUUGAUGUUUACUACUAUAUCUGUAUUUUUCAUUUGCUGUUUAUUUCAGAAGAUGAUGACAUUUUACUGUUUAUAGUUGACUACACAGUUACUUGCAUGCCAUGGUGGUGCAGUAGCAGUAAUAAAGCCCUGUUGUGAGUUGUGUUUAUUUCGUAAUGCCAUUCAUACAUAGAAGUACUCAGCUUAAUUUGGAUGAGGACUAAAUGUAAAAAAUAAUUAUAAAAAGGAACGAUUGUACAGUAUGUAGUUAUAUCUUAUACAGGAAUAUUAGGUUGCAUCUAACCAUGACUGCUGUAUUGUUUUGAUAAAUUAUGCAUUUAUGAAUUAUGGUAUAAUUAUUUCUUAUGGCAUGGUUGUUUCAGUAUUUUCAUAUCUUAAAGUAAGAUUAUUAUCCUAAAAUAAUGCUAUCACAAUCUUGUGACUUUUAUUGACUAUUCUGACCUCAAUUUCUUAUGUCUUAAAACUUAAAUAAUUCCUUUUUAAAGCUUCUGUUGGGAACGUUCAAUCAAUGCUGCUUAGUAUAUUGGAAAAAAUGGUCUUUUGAAAAUAACCCAUUCUGUCAGUUCUAAUGUUGAUCUGCUAAAAUGAAAAUAAACCAGUAGAACUGGUUUAUAUGGUGAACAUACUUAAGAAAAGGAAAAAACCACUUGUCUGGAAUAUUUUCCAAACUCUGUGUUAUCCUCAACCUAAACAUUUCACAUAAGAAAUAUACAGUGUGUGUUUUGUGAAUGUACCGGAUACCUCCAUACACAGACAGACCAUGUAUUCUUGUAGAGCAGUUAUUUUGACUGUACUUAUCCAAAAAAAGGAUAUAUGCACCUGUAUCUUAACUAGAGUUUGACAUGACUUGAAAAGCAAAUUUAAGUGUUAAAGGGAUUAAAAUAUUUUACUGCAGCACUUGAGAUGGGCAAAUAGCUAUCAGCCAUUUUAUUAUGUUAACAGUUAAAAAUGUUACAAGAAAAGCAUGCUUGUCACGGGAGCAUUCAGCGUUUUCAUUCACUCUAACAAUGUUUUUUCCUCAUGUAUCUUUCUUCUCCUGGGGUCCCUGAUUGCAUGAAAAUUAUUAAAGACUUAUAAAAAUAAAAUAAACAAAGAGAAAUACUUAUAUAAUCGUCAUGAUUAAAUCCUAGAAGUUUGCCAACGCUUCUCAAAACGAAGCUUCAGAGUAACUGUUACUGCUUUCUAUUUUAAAGGUGUAAAAAUAGUAUAAUAUAUCUAAUAACUACAUCCUGUCAGUUGUUGGCAAAUGCUAAUUUUUUAAUAAUGACCACUGAACAUCAGAUGAGAGGUUUUAUCAAGUGUCACAUUAUGAUCACUUCAUGAGAAAGCCAAUCUUGUUAAAACUUGUUCUCCAUGAUUAACUUCUGAACUCUUUCUUAGAGUCAAAAAACAUUGAAUGGCCUGUUUUAGCCCUAGCGUGAUUUAUGCUGGAUGAAAAAUAAGGUAUUAAAUGCUAUUCUAGAAAGUAACCCCCUAGUGAAAUUUUAAUUGUCAGGAUUCCACUCCCACCCACUCAAUGUAUUGAUUCUGCAAAGGGAAACUCAGCAGCUCUAAAUUACUGUUCAAAAUAUAAGAUCCAUGAUAUAAGAUCCAUCAAAAUAUAAAUCCAUGAUAGCAUGGAUUCACCAGUACGUCAGUUCCUUUCUGAAUAUGUAUGCUUAUAUAAAGUCCUGAAACUAUUUAAGUAUAAUUUGAGCAUAUAUAUAACACUUCAGAAUACUUGCUUUCAGUCAUUGCAUUUCUUCAAAAUGUCAUGUAUGGCUAGUUUACCUUUACAAAAAAUAUUUAUCUGUAUGCUGCCCCUAUUAAAUUGCAUCUAAAACCUAAAGUCCAAUUGUGGAAAUGUUAAGACAUGAAGAUACCAUUAACUAGGAACAUACAGAUUCAUCUGAUCUUAAAAUUUUCAUAGCUGAUUGCUGUCUUUAUAGGUUCAAUUGCUUCCCAUCCUCCCAAAUCAGAAACAUUUGGAGAAGUUCACAUCUGGACAUUGAGGUUUUAUGUGAAAAAUCUGCAGCAAUAAUUAUUUUCUAAAUAAUCUAACUUAGAGAGCUGGAAUCCUGAUGGUAAGAAUUUCAGUUUGGGAUCACUUUAACAGAUAGUCACUCCUCAUGCAUAAUAACUUUGACUUUCAUUUAAAUUACAAAAUCAUUAUGUAUCUAAUUUCAUUACCAGUUUUUUUAAAAAGCAUCUGAAAAGUUUCUUGACAAUAAAGGACAAGUCUCUGUUAAAGGUA
This is a messenger RNA of Dromaius novaehollandiae (emu), 8199 nucleotides long. It is a transcript of the gene ATRNL1, whose product is annotated as attractin like 1. The coding region runs from base 264 to 4397 and encodes 1377 amino acids. Gene Ontology annotation, cellular component: Golgi apparatus. Lineage: Eukaryota; Metazoa; Chordata; Aves; Casuariiformes; Dromaiidae. The transcript is spliced from 30 exons. Gene Ontology annotation, molecular function: protein binding. The record is from RefSeq and is a predicted model, not a curated record.